AUGCCACCCGGCCUGAUUGAUAUGUUCGAACUCUUUAAUAGUCCGCGCGGAGUUAGUCAGGAUUAUGAAGGUGAAGGAAUGCAGAGCUCCAAGGAAAAACACAGUGAGCCAAGGAGGCAAAGAAUCGGUCUACAAAUCAGUCCUAGACAACCCGAAUUUACCACUUCUGAAAAGACCUUCCUCCGGCUAGAACAGGAGAGCGCACUACUAACCCCAGCAGGAACCGAGUCGCCCGCCCAAACUUUAAAUAUUAUAUUUUAUCAUCUUCUUGCUAAUCCCUUCAUUCUCAGUAAACUUCGCGCCGAGCUAGAAUUAGUAUCGACAUCCUUGUCCUGGACCAAACUAGAGAAGCUGCCAUACCUCUCCGCUAUUAUUGAGGAACGUAAUAAACUGUCCUUUGGUGUCACCGCUCGAGCUGCCUGCAUCCAGCAUAAACCUAUUAUCUACACCCCAACGUGUUAUGUGACUUCACCAAGUUCUAUGCGGAAAUCUUACAUACUGCCCGCUGGUACUCCGAUUAGUAUUAUAACUAACGCCGAGUCUGUUUUUCCAGACCCAUAUGACUUUGAUCCCGAUCGCUGGCUAGGCGACGAGGGCCGCAAGCGAAGGAAAGGAGGAAGAAAAUGCGGGUGGAGCUCGCCCGCGCAGAGCUGUAUCUUAUGA
This is a messenger RNA of Aspergillus tanneri, 663 nucleotides long. RefSeq lists its product as uncharacterized. Lineage: Eukaryota; Fungi; Ascomycota; Eurotiomycetes; Eurotiales; Aspergillaceae. The record is from RefSeq and is a predicted model, not a curated record. The transcript has 2 exons. Bases 1 to 663 code for a protein of 220 amino acids. Gene Ontology annotation, molecular function: heme binding; oxidoreductase activity, acting on paired donors, with incorporation or reduction of molecular oxygen; iron ion binding.